Ceraceosorus bombacis is the source of this 1229-nucleotide messenger RNA. The record is from the annotation of a GenBank genome assembly. Lineage: Eukaryota; Fungi; Basidiomycota; Exobasidiomycetes; Ceraceosorales; Ceraceosoraceae.
AUGAACAUCUUUAGAUUCUUUGGCGAUUUGUCGCACUUGGCUUCCAUCUUCAUCUUGCUGCACAAGAUUACCAUCAGCAAGAGCUGCAGAGGUGCGUAGGUCGCAUGGGACGCUAGAUGGCAGCCAAAGCCAAGGAUAUGAAAGUCGGGUAGAUGCUCGUUCAUGUGCUCGCGUGCGGAGGGCGGCGGAAUGGAGCUGGAGAGGUGGUUGCAUCGGUGCUGUCACAGAGCACAGCCAGCAGGACCAGUGCGCACAUCGACACCAACAAAGACGAAGGGCAGAUCGACUGUUUGUCAUCCUCGCUCACGUCUGAUGCUCACCUGUACGCGCACAGGUAUCUCCUUCAAAACCCAGUUGCUGUACUCGAUCGUAUUUGCCUCGCGCUACUUGGACAUCUUCUUCGAGACGAGCUUGUACCGGGUCUUGAUGAAGAUCUUCUUCAUCGGUAGCUCAGUCUAUGUCUUGUAUCUCAUGCGCGUCAAGUACAGGUGAGUCUGUCGGGUUGAGGCGGUGGGCGGAGCUUUUUUACCUUGAUCAAGCUCGUGCCAGCAGAUGCGCGAGAGGCCCAUGUGUCUGCACACCACGCUAAAGCCUAAGCCUCCGCCGAAAUGCCUCCAGGCCCACACACGAUCCAGCGAUCGACACGAUCAGAUUGGAAUACUUGCUAGGCCCCGCAGCCCUGCUAGCGCUGGUGUUCAACUAUGGCUACAAUAUCCUGGAGCUGUUUUGGGCUUUUAGCAUCUACUUGGAAUCCGUCGCCAUUCUUCCCCAACUGUUUAUGCUGCAGAGAACAGGAGAGGCAGAAACCAUCACUACGCAUUACCUCUUCGCUCUGGGCGCUUACAGAGCUCUGUAUCUGCCCAAUUGGAUUUACCGGUAGGUUGCAUUGGACCUUUUUGCUUGGCGUUCAUUCAGCUCUGACCUUCGCAAUCUCCCUCAGAUACUUUACCGAGAAUCAGGUGGACCCGAUCUCGGUCAUCAGCGGUCUGGUGCAGACCGGCUUGUACCUCGACUUUUUCUACAGUGAGUCGUUGCUAACGCUCAUUCUGCGUCCAGGCUUUGUAUGCGCUGACGUAGCACAUUCCUUGGCCACUGACAAUAGUCUAUGUAAACAAGGUUUUGAAGGGGUGAGUGCGGCAGGCUGAUGUCAGCAUUUGGCACAAGUGUGCGCGGAUCGCUGAACAUCGCUCCCUCCACUGCUCAGGCAAAAGUUCGAGUUGCCGGCGUAG